Molecule: messenger RNA, 2600 nt
Organism: Coniophora puteana RWD-64-598 SS2
Lineage: Eukaryota; Fungi; Basidiomycota; Agaricomycetes; Boletales; Coniophoraceae
Product: kinase-like protein
Exons: 9
Coding region: 1067-2365 (432 amino acids)
Biological process (GO): peptidyl-threonine phosphorylation; peptidyl-serine phosphorylation; mRNA cis splicing, via spliceosome
Molecular function (GO): protein serine/threonine kinase activity; ATP binding
Source: RefSeq, a predicted model, not a curated record
CCCGUGCUUAACCGCAUAUCCUCUCUUUUCCUUUGAUCGUGCGGUGCCCUUGUAACCCGAAUCUUACUCAAAGAAGAUGACUAACCCACCCGCAGGAGCAAAGCGUCCAAGGGAUGAGCCCGACACUCGCAACAACCACAAGCGGCCACGCUCCCGCUCACGAGACCGAAGAGACGGCCAUGUAAGGAAUGGAGACGGUCGACGUUAUGGAGGGAAGCCUGGAUCCAGUAGAAGAGAGAGCGGCAGGGAUAGACGGUCCGACUCAUGGCGCCCCUCGGAACAUCGAGAUACGGAGAGGGAUAGAGAUAGGCGCGACGACCACCGCAGACACGAACGGCGUCGCUCUCGCUCUCGAGAACUCAGCCACCGGAGGAGGGAUGGUGAACAAGGGAAAAGUCACGCACGACGCAGUCCUGCUGGCUCUACGCGCGACAGACGUUCCCCGGGGCUGUCACUCGGAACAGGAUCCGCAAAACACGACUCGGACAAGGAAGAAGGCGAAAUUUCGCCUCAGCCGAGCACGCGCCACGACUCUGCCGCACCCUCCACGCGCGGCGGUUCAUCUGCACCUGUCCCUCCCCCUCCUAUAUCUCUUUCCAAGGCCCAAUCAUCCCAAUCAUCCCAGCCUCCUCCGCAACUCCCAAAGCCUGCAGAGCCCGAAACAGAACUAGAGCUUGAACUCCCCGCCCAGUCCAUCGAGGAGCAACUCGCAGCCCGUCGUGCGCGUCGCCAGGCCAUCCUUGCCAAGCACGCGGGUCUUUCUAGCACUGACCCAAGCGCAAACGCAACCCCUGGUACCGCAACAGGAACAAGCAGCAGUGCGGUCCAGCCGCCUCCCUCGCUUUUACCCGUAUCUGACAGUCGUUCCGCGUCGCAGCUCCCCAGCUCAGUAGCAUCUCCCUCCGUGUCCGUCCCUCCACCGAGCGGUUUCCAGAGUAAACGCGACACCCCUUCCCCCGCCCCAGAGUCAGGCGACACAGGAGGUGCAUUCGAGCUCGCCAAAGACGGAGAAGAAGAAGAGGCCCGUGCCCAAGCUCGAGUACAAGAAGCCCAGGACGGGACGUCUAUGCAAAUUUCGGCUGCCGAUUACGACCCCAGCCUUGACCGACGUGAAGACGAACAUAGACGCGUAUUGAAGGACGAACCGAUGGCUGUAGACCCCGUCAUCGUAGAGGACAUCGAGGAGACCGAGUAUGUCGAGGAAGAGGAGGAUGACGUUGACGAUAUGUUUGCGGUUGCUACGAGAGAGAAGCCCAAGAAGGUGAAGAGAGUCGCUCAAGUGAAACCUGCCGCUCCCGCGCUUAUCACUACCACUCUCGACACUGCCGCUGAUCCGGAGGGAUACUACUCCGUCAUCCUUGGAGAACAGCUCGACGGCGGGCGGUAUCAGGUAUUCUCAUCCAUCGGCAAAGGCAUGUUCGCCAAUGUCGUUCGGGCUCGCGUACUUCAACCCGAGCCGGGCGAACCGGCCAACAAGGAAGUUGCGAUCAAGAUCGUACGCGCUCAGGAAUCGAUGUAUCGCGCAGGGCAGAAAGAGGUGCAGAUCCUCAACAAGCUGAAGCAGGCUGACCCAGAAGACAAGAAGCACGUCGUUCGGCUUGAGCGGACGUUCGAGCACCGCGGACAUCUGUGCUUGGUCUUCGAGUCUAUGAGUAUGAAUCUUCGAGACGUCGUCAAGCGAUUUGGCAAGGACGUUGGUUUAAACAUCAAGGCGGUGCGGGCGUACGCUCACCAGCUAUUCCUCUCUUUGAGUUUACUCAAGAAGUUGAAUAUUAUGCACGCCGAUAUCAAGCCUGAUAAUAUCCUCGUCAAUGAGCAGAAGACGGUGCUCAAGCUGUGCGAUUUGGGCUCCGCAUCCGACGCAGCGGAGAAUGAUAUCACGCCUUACCUCGUCUCGCGGUUCUACCGUGCCCCCGAAAUCAUCCUCGGAGUACCCUACGACCCCGCGCUCGACGUUUGGUCGAUUGGGUGCACCCUAUAUGAGCUGUACACGGGCCGCAUCCUCCUUCCUGGGCGUUCAAACAACCAGAUGCUGCUGCUCAUGAUGGAUCUCAAGGGGCGGUUCAACACCAAAAUGAUCAAGAAGGCCAAGUUUGGGGACGUGUACUUUGAUGAGAUGGGCGCGUUCCAAAGUCUGGAGGUGGAUCGUGUGACUGGGGCGAACGUGGUGCGCAAAGUGCACGUCUCAAAGCCAGCGCGGGACCUUCGCGCACGGCUGAUGCCGCCCGCGGCCGUGAAGAUGAAUGAUGACGAAAGCAAGCUGCUGGCGUCAUUCAUCGACCUGCUCGACAAGUGCCUCGCGCUCGAUCCUGCACGGCGUAUCACGCCCAAGGAAGCGCUUAUCCACCCGUUUAUCCGUGGAUGACCCCCCUCAGCGGGCGCUGCAUUUGGAUAGGAUGAUACGGAUGACGAACGAAUAGAAGAAAGUGUAUAGAUGCAGGUGGGUGAUAUGAAGUGGGAAGAGCACGAGAGCUAAGAAUACGUGCGAGUCGCGGGCAUCAUUCUUGGGGUCAGCAGCAGCGCUCUCAUGACCUCUGUUCGCCUUAUCCCUUCCCCUUUACUAAUUGUUAGGUAUCUUUGUAUUCUAUUUUCAAUCUAUC